Messenger RNA from Ostrea edulis (European flat oyster), 5202 nucleotides. RefSeq lists its product as uncharacterized. The transcript is spliced from 2 exons. Bases 776 to 3478 code for a protein of 900 amino acids. NCBI's taxonomy places the organism in Eukaryota, Metazoa, Mollusca, Bivalvia, Ostreida, Ostreidae. The record is from RefSeq and is a predicted model, not a curated record.
UUGAUAAAUCAGAGAUGUCAGACUGUGUAGUGUACCAGUAUUAGUCUUGUUAACAUAUUAUUUUAUAGAUUUGUUCCUGAUGAGAGAUGUUCCUAUUGUGUCUUAUAAAAUUACCCACAGCCCCACCUCAAAAAGCAAAACAAAAAGAAGUAUUUUGACCUAUUUACUUAUAUGACAUAUCGAAGUUAGCAUGAUUACCAAAGAAGGGUAGAUUUAUUUCACGAUCCUGGCAUAAUGAUUGUGUUAAUGAAAUUUAAGACUUCAACACCUAGCAGGAAAAGGGGUGAAGCGUUGAUUUUACUAGAACACAUCAUUGACACCAUAUGUAUCGGAAUAUUGGAACAGAAAUAAAGGUGGGGAAAGCAUGAGAAAAAAAUCAUUUCAAUUUGGUGUCAUUUCAACUUGCUGACUGUGCUAGUCUACUGGGUGGUGUCUCUCAGAUCUGUGGAGAACUAUUCCAUGUUUUGAAGAAAAAAAUUGGUUUGAUAAUCAAGCCAUGGACACUAACUUAUCGUGAAGAGAACCGAGAUACCGUGUAUUGGUGGACUAUAGGAAUGUGGAAGAUGAUGCUGAAAUGUGGAGGGCAUGGCAUGCUGCUGCUAAUUAAUGACGACAGAGGCAUAUAUAUGGAUUGAAGUCAAGAUUAACAGAUGAAGACUCUAGUGAUCUGAAAAACAGAGAUGUUUUACCGAGACAAAGACUGUUCGGGUGUUCAUUGGACUACAGUGAAGAAAAUGAACUAGGUUUAAACUGGCAAAAGGACUUUGAAUCAAGUAUGUCAAGCAGUGCAAGGACUAGCUCAUCGUCUCCAUCUAGUGGAUAUACCAUCAAUUCAGGUAGGCAGACCCCAGACAGACCCUUGUCAGAGUCUAGGACAACUUCUGUUUCAAGUCUUCGAAGUGACUUGUCAGAACUUACUGCAAGUCCAGUGGCUUCUCCUCAAAUUAGGUUGCAUAAUCCAAUGCUAGAAAAAAUACUGAUGGAUUCGGCAACUUUGCAAAGCAUGAAUCUCAUGACCACUGUUCAAGAUUGUUCCUGGAAGAAAAAGUCUUGGGACAGGCAAUUGGAAAUGAAAAAAAAAUUGAACAUUUCAAAGUCUUCAAAGAUUCGAGAUUUGGUGUUGCCUGAGGAAGAGCAGGAAGAAUAUCCAUUUGCAAAAUAUACUUUUAAUAAGAAGCCGGAGAAGAUUACCAGCAGUAGCUCAGAAGUCUCUAUUGGAUCCAGAGACUCCAGUUUAAGUCCUUGGGACUCUACUACUUCAGCAAAGUACAUUCGCCAUGUUAGACAUGGAUCAUCAGCAAGUUCACUGAUCAGUGAAGAUUUCUCUAGUCCAGAGACAGGUACAAGCAGUGGUUCAUUUGGUACCAGUAUUUCUUCCAAACAGUCUAACAUAGGCACUUACCCUCCAUCACCUGAACAAUAUUAUUCCACUCCAAUCUUUCCACAGUCAUUCCAACCUUAUAAUAAACCAUCUUCCAGUGUAAUGUCUCAACAGCCUGCUUUGAAUGAACCAGAUGAAAUUCUGUGCAAUCUUGGAUUUGGGGAGGGAUCAGAAAAUUUUCUUCCAGAGAGGUUUGCACAAGAUUGGCACAGGAAAAUCCAGCAGUCAAAAAUCAACCAAGUUAAGCAACAACUUGAAAGACUACAGAUGGAAUUUCAUAAUCCAUAUGUUUCAGGCAUGGAAAACAUAAACAAUCCAUCUUUUGGACACACAGCCCCGCAAUGGAAAAGUCAGGCUGACCUGUGGCAAAAUUAUAGCAUGAAUAACCUUGGUGCUCAAGCACAAAGGCAAUACAUUAAUAUGUCACAGUUUUCUCCAGAUGAUAGAGAAAUCCAGGAGAGAAGAAAUUCUGAUGGACGCUUGAGUAUCAGCAAAUUAUAUGAACUUUUGAAAAAAGAAAAUCAACACUUUCAAGAUCAUGACUCAACAACUUCCAAAGACAUGAAAAGAAAACAGUUUGCCUGUCAACGCCAAAAGUCUCUUCCAACUUACUUGGAAACCUUGGCUGAAGAAGAUGAAAGUCGUACUACAUCUGGUAAAGGAAAAAGAAGCAAGAUGGAAAAAGUACUAGAGGCACAUUCAGAAAGUAUUUCUUCUGACGAGAAGUCUAGGAGCCAUUCUCAAGAUGUGAAUUCUGACACGAGUGAUUCUGGAAGCAGCAACCAGGAACUGCAAGAAAACAAGAUUCAGAGUCAGAUGCAAUUGAAACACGUGGUCCCCAGUAUUAUGAUCUGUCAGAGUCCAGUCAGAGAUCAUAUAGAUUCAAAAGACAGUUUGGAAGUAGCUAAUAUUCUGUCAUCUAGUAGUGAUGAUGAACGAAGAAAGAACAAUUAUAAGACUGAGCUUCAUUUAGAACCAGCUAUGCUUUCUAUGGUGCUACAGGAUGCAGACAACACUCCAUCCAACCAACUGUUGACUGUGAUGAGAUCCAGUGGAAAUGGGGAGUAUUCAGAAGACAGGCUUCACCCAGCCUCACCAUCAUCUGCCUCUUCUGUCUCGCCCUGCCCUUUUUCUCCUGUGACUGUUAUUGAGGUAAACCUGGACAAUCAGAACGACAGCAUUGAUACUGAGGAAGGAGGAAACUCAAAUCAGAGUGGUAGUAACUCUAUGGAUAAAGAUAGUAAUCUAGGGGACAACCAAAUUAAUGUGUCACAUUCUUGUGGAAGAAAGCUGAAAGGAAAAGACCUCCCUUUAAAACCGUCUUUAUUGGUAAAUCCUUCAGAAUCUUUAAAUGCAGUGGACUGUAAGUUGAAUUCAGUGAAUUCUGUAUUGUCGUCUGCAUCAUUUUCUCAUAAAACAUCUAUGCAAUCAGAUUCUUUAGCAUCGUGUGAAGCAUGUGUUCAGACAGAGGAAUUGAACUUAUCACCUCUACUAAGUUUUGGUGACUUUGAUGGCUUUUUGAAGAAAAUUCUAAAUGGUGAAAAUGAUCAUCUGUACAUUGCAGAGGACAAGGAAAUUCAAUGUGAUCUGAACAGAGAAAGACACUGCAUUAACUUCAUGACACAGAGUUCUGGGGACAAUUCCGAGCAGACGUCUGUUCUUCAGAGUCGCAGGACCUCAGUCACGUUUGCUUCGCCGGUCGCUAGCAUCGUGGAGAAGACGAACAGUUGUAGUAGUCAAGACAGCAGUAGUUGUGUAAGCACAGAAGUACAAACAGAUGAGGACUACAGUUGUAUUUGUAAGAAGAGGGACCCUGGGGAGUUACAGAACAGUGCUAAGUCCUUCCUGGGGCUCACUGAGGGGUCCUACAAUGUUAAAAAUGAUGCAAACUUCUCUAGAAUUUUCUCUUCUAGUUUUUGUGAUAGCAUUUCAGAAGAACAAAUGCAUGGGAGAGGAAAUAAUAAUUUUCUGUCUCCAGAAAGUUCUGGGUAUAGUCCAUUGGAGAUCACACUUGAUAGAUUGGAAAACAAGGCCCAACAUUGGAGAAAUGUUAUAUCUAAAAAAAGUGUUACAUCUACGAAGAAUGGGGAUUAUUAGGGACAUGUACAGUAAAUAACUAUUUUUUAUUAAGUGUUUUUUAUUGUUAAAUAUGUUGAAAUUAUGUGCAUUCUUAAGCAAAUGUCACUGUAUGUAUUUUGAAGCAUCGAAGUUGAACAACGUGAUGACAAAUGUAUGAUUAUGGUGCAUUAUGAAUUACUAUAUGAUUAGGUCUUUAAUUAUUAAUGAAAGGAUGACAAGAAUUAUAAUUUGUUUACAUCAUGUAUUUGAUUUUUUUUAUGCUGUUUUAUGCUAUGAGUGCAUGUAAUUAAUUUAUAAACUUUGGACAGACUGAUAGAAGAAUUGUUGGAUUAACCAUGUCAUGUUUUAGGUGAGAAUGAUAUUGAUUUCAAUAAUCUCAGGCAACCCAAAUGUAAUUCACUGUCUACCUGGCGACCAAUGGACUUGAGGGGUUACAAAUUAAGGAUUCACAACUUCCAGUGUCAGUUCAUUAGAGAUGGUUAAUGUUGUCAUCGGAUGUGCUGGUCACAUUUCUGAUGUUACAUUGUGAUGUUUAUAUUUCUGUAAAUUAAAUAUCUGGUGUGCUAAUUAAAUCACUGUCAAAGUCUUUUAUGUUUACACAUAUACAGGUUAAUGAAAAUAGAAUUUUCAUAUAGCGAUACUAGAAGUCGGAGUAAUGGUACAAAAGUUGAGGAUAGGCAGAAUACAAAAGACAAGGAUGAUAUUGAUUUACUUAUAUAUUACAGUAGCACUAAACAAACUAUACAGAUUUAAGAAACAUCAAUAUCACAACACGAGAUGUUAGAUCUGGUAUUUCUGUCUUUAUAAGUAUAUAAUGUACAUGUAAGUAUUGUAUUUCCCUAUUUUCCAUGAUUAUACAAAGAAUGCCUUUUGAUGAGGUCAGUUCCAUUUUCAGGACUUUUUGCUCAUUCUAUAUUCAAGAGUUUGUGAAUUAAUCCACAAAACAGUAGGGAAAAAAUGCAAGGAAACAAAUUUCUCAUUGAUUACUCCUGUGGAGGAAAGAUCCGGAUUCACUGGUUAAAAAUUGGCAAAACCUUUAAUAUCAAUAAUUUUCCAAUUCCAAACUUCAACUAAUGAAGGAUUCUAUUAAUUCCAUCUCAAAAAGGAAACCAACCAAAAUAUGAAAAUAAAAUUUUAAUUCUUGCAGGAUGAUUUUAUGUAAUGUACAUGUUAAAUGAUUGGAAAAAUAAAUGCCAAUUUUUAGUGCUAUUAAAUUAUUUUAAUUUCUUUCAAAACUUUGCGAUGACAACCACAAGAAUACGUUUAUUUUCAGCCUUAUUUGUGAUAUAGCUGGUGUUACAGUAGCGAUAUCAAAUGUCUUGUUGAUGACAUGGCACAAGUUUAAUAAUGAUAAAUGACCAAGUAAUGAAUGAUUAUAAACUUAAUUACCAUUACACACGGAACAAAACAGAUUUUGUAACUAUAUUUCAAUCUUUGAAACAAAGAAUUGAAGAUCCUAAGGUUCUUUGAGUGUGCUAUCUAUUCUUAUGGCUGAGUACUUAGUUAAGCAUUAAACAAUUACGGUGCUGAAGAUAAAACAAAAGCGUACAGAAAUUGGUGUUAGGAAUGUCUCUAGCUGCAACAUAAGUGUUGUGUGUCCUGUUGACAGACCCUAACUCUGUCCUGCUUCACCGAACAAUAAGCGGUUGAUUACAAGAUACGGGUUUUUUAAUUGUUCAUUAAAGUUACAAUGUACCUGCUUAUUAAUGAGAAAUAAAUGGAAACCUGUGUUUGGUGAAAAA